Molecule: messenger RNA, 770 nt
Organism: Cylicocyclus nassatus
Lineage: Eukaryota; Metazoa; Nematoda; Chromadorea; Rhabditida; Strongylidae
Source: the annotation of a GenBank genome assembly
AACCAGAUUAUGGAAAUUGAUGCAAUCAUCGUUAUGGGAGUGAGCGGAUGCGGUAAAACUACAGUAGGUACACAGAUAGCAAAUCAUCUCGGGUGGAUCUACAAGGAUGGCGACGACUUUCAUUCCGAGGCGAAUAUAGUGAAAAUGAGUGCUGGGAUCCCUUUGAAUGAUGAGGAUCGUCGCCCAUGGUUAGCAGCUAUAAAUGAGUACUGCCGAUCACACCCAAAAGUAGUUGUAGGAUGUUCUGCGUUGAAACGAAAGUAUCGAGAUUUGUUGCGAGACAUGCGAGACAAUGUUCGCUGCAAGUUCGUCUUUCUGAACGUUAGUAGGAAAGAAUUAGAGCGUCGCUUACGGCUGAGGAAAGAUCACUAUAUGCCAAUACAUCUCUUGGAUAGUCAAUUAGCGACAUUGGAACCGCCUUCUGGAGACGAAAACGCUCUAACAGUUGAUAUCAUUGACGAAGCUAGUGUUGAAGCGAUCGAAACACUGUUUAAGAGACUUAUCCUGACUAUGCUUCCAGUCCAAGCGUCUUGCGCAGAAAAUUCAUGAUAGUAAAGACUGUCAUAGAAUUAUUGGCAUUCAAGUGUUCUACACCAUCCUAGAAGACACCUUGUACUAGACCAUGACUUGAUCUUCAUAAAAAAAGGGCCUUGUAAACCAUUACAUCCGCUCUCUUUCAUCAAAUUUUUUAUUCGAAACAUCAGUGAGAUCUUAUAUUCUGGAUAUCAUUAUUUGUAUUAUUGAGGCAAAAAUAAAUGAGUGCUAUGUGG